Phragmites australis (common reed) is the source of this 1422-nucleotide messenger RNA. RefSeq lists its product as uncharacterized. The record is from RefSeq and is a predicted model, not a curated record. Lineage: Eukaryota; Viridiplantae; Streptophyta; Magnoliopsida; Poales; Poaceae. Bases 152 to 1126 code for a protein of 324 amino acids. The transcript is spliced from 10 exons.
CUCUCGGCCCCGCCCCCUUUCCAGAAGGCUCCGGAAGGAAGGGAACAGAGGAUCGAGGAGUACUAGUCCAGACUCCAGAGAACAAACGCUUGGCCCCGAGGCGAAGCAACGUUUCCUCUGUCGUGGCCCGCGGGAAGGACGCGCGAGGAAGAUGUUUAUCCAGAAGGCAUGGAGGACGGCGGCGUUCGGGCUCUACGGCUUCACCCAGUUCACCAAAUCUGGUUUCCUGGACCAUGCCAAGAAAUUUAGAGAGGAGGAUAUGCAGAUCCGGUUGGAUGGGAAAAACUGCCUGGUAACUGGAGCGAAUUCCGGCAUAGGUUUUGCUACAGCUGAGGGUUUGGCCUCACGUGGUGCAACGGUCUAUAUGCUUUGUCGUAACAAGGAAAGGGGAGAGGCUGCUCUUAAUCAAAUUAGGUCGAAAACUGGCAAUGCAAAAGUUCAUCUGGAGAUAUGUGACCUUUCAUCUCUCAAUGAAGUCAAAUCAUUUGCAACAAAGUUCACUUCACUGGAUGAACCACUCCAUGUCCUGGUUAACAAUGCUGGUUUACUAGAGCACAAGCGUGAGAUUACAGCAGAAGGGUUGGAGCUCAAUUUUGCUGUCAAUGUGGCGGCAACAUACACUUUAACAGAGCUAGUGAUGCCAUCAUUGGAGAAAGCAGCACCUGAAGCUCGUGUCAUCACAGUUGCUUCAGGAGGCAUGUACACUGAGCCAUUGAACAAGGACUUACAGUUCAGCGAAGGCAACUUCGAUGGAACACAACAAUAUGCUCGAAACAAAAGAGUUCAGGUUGCACUCACAGAAUGGUGGGCUAAAAAAUACAGUGACAAGGGAGUCGGUUUCUACUCCAUGCAUCCUGGAUGGGCUGAUACACCUGGAGUCGCCAAGAGCUUGCCAGGACUUUCAGAGAAGUUAUCAGGAAAUCUGAGAUCAAACUAUGAGGGGGCUGAUACGGUGAUCUGGUUGGCUUUGCAACAUAAGGAGAAGUUAACCUCAGGUGCCUUCUACUUUGACAGGGCUGAAGCGCCAAAACAUUUGAAGUUUGCUGGAACUGCAGCUUCCCAUGCGCAGAUAAACUCCAUUAUUGAUAGCAUUAGCUCCAUCUGUGACCUCCAUGCAAAGGGAUGAGCUGCUUGCUGAAGCAACGAUGACAGAUCCUGGACGUGAGAGAGCAUGAUUAAUUUAAAAAAAAAAUUAAAAGCUUAGUUGCAACAGCCGGGAAUCGUCUGUACCGUGGCAGGGUACUAUUCUACCACUAGACCACUGGUGCCUUAAAUGGAAUAACUAGCAAGGUGGCCCGCGCAUUUGCGCGGCUAGUUUUCCUUAUUUGAAUCAAAUGAUUUUUAUUUGUAAAUAUUGUAGCUUGGCAAAUAAUGAUUUACAUCAAACUAUUUUGUUGUUGUUUAGUUUGUUUUGGAUGACUA